Cooperia oncophora is the source of this 204-nucleotide messenger RNA. Lineage: Eukaryota; Metazoa; Nematoda; Chromadorea; Rhabditida; Trichostrongylidae. The record is from the annotation of a GenBank genome assembly.
AUGGAUAAGCUCCAGGGCGGCGACUGGAAUAGCUUCUUUCAUCAAUUUGAAGCAGUUGCUUCACAGUCUACCACCAGUGUCUCACGUCCUUCAAUCGUCGAUGACAAUGUACCGUUACCGAUCAUUCGCGGACAUCAUUUCGAUAUCGCUUAUCACGAUGCAAUGGAUGAGCAUGUCAAAUGUCAGGUGAGGUGUCAGGUUUCU